Molecule: messenger RNA, 396 nt
Organism: Dentiscutata erythropus
Lineage: Eukaryota; Fungi; Glomeromycota; Glomeromycetes; Diversisporales; Gigasporaceae
Source: the annotation of a GenBank genome assembly
AUGCCAAAUCCUGAGUUACCUAAAGACUUUUUAUCACAUGAGCAAUUCUGGGCUCGAACUGGAUUUGAAGACCCGUAUACUAAAUUGGAGCAAGAAGAUUUUGCAAAGUGUGACCACGAAUGUUCUGAUGAAAUUCAUCAAAAAUCAAUAGAUGAUUUAUUGCCAGAGAAAUCUUAUUGUGAUUUACAACUAGUUGCAACUUUUCAUAUAAUUUUUGUAUUAGACCGAUCCGGAUCUAUGGGUUGCAGUGAUCACCCACCAACAUCAGAUACGCUAUUUGGAAAGACAUUAGCAUUACAAGGAAUUCAUAAUAAUCGAUUUGAUGAUGAAUUUAAUGAUUAUGGCGAUUCAGAAGAAGGAACCAAAGUUCUUCAAAAAAUGGCAAACGUAUCGUGA